GCGUUUUUAGUUUUAAACCCAGGGUAUUACUACACAGGGAAGAGUAGGGUCGAGGUCAUCUGAGGCGUGUCUCCUGAUCUCAAUUUGCGCCUCCGCGGUGUUGUUAUGUCUGGGGAUAGAUAACAUGUUUUUCUUAUAGCUUACCCUAAAAUAAUUAACAAUAAUUAACAGUAUUGCUGCUGAUCGUCGUUGUUUUUGCUGACCACACAUCGAAUUUCCUCUGCGUCGGGAAGGGCUCUUGCUGAAGCUCACAGAACAUUCCUCUCGGAAAAACGUCAUCCGAAACUAUUACCAGUGCGCUGAAUUGGAAGAUGAACCUGACGGAGUAGGUGGUACAUAUGAGUUAGAGUGUAUUAGGACCUUUUUUUUUCUCUCUCCGUUUUAGAGAGUUUUUUGUGCUGUGACGUAGCUACAGUCGCUGUUUUUCGCGAGCCUGAGACUUUGCUCCGCUCUCGUGAUCACUAUCACUCCUUCUCCGGUGGGGUAAAAAAAAGGCAAAAUACGAAUUAUUAUCGUAAAUGAUCGCUGGUCUAUUUGCGCUAGGAAGUGCAAAACGCAAGACCAUUGGCUAACCUGUAAUUAAUAAAGCCACCGCCUCCCUUCUAAGGUUUUUAACCUGUUGUUGGUGGCCGUGCCUCAGGGACAGGGGUUGCGUUAGCCCACCUCGCUCCUGGGCUCGGCUGGGCGUUUCUGAGCGACAGCUCUCGAGAGGCGCCGGGCAGCCACCUGUCGUGCGCUCGCAGCAGCUGCGCGCUCUCCCGAGCUAGAUAAGCGCUCGGACACGGGCGCUCCGCCGCAGUUUUUUUUUUCUGUAACCCCUGGGCUCUGCUGAGUGAGAGCGGCGAGUCUGGAGAUGCACUGUUUCAGGCUCCUCAGGGCGACCCACGCCGGAGUCAGGGACGUACUGGUCAGGGAUGUUUUUCCAAAAGGGGCCGGGGCGCCGGGGAUCUGCCGCGGCUCCUUGUUCCGGCGGCGGAGACCGGGGAGGCAGUUCUGCACGGGCUCGGCGUCACACCUGCAGCAGAACGCUGUGGACCGGGACCACGCGCCCUGGCAGCGGGGUGCUUCAAAGAAGGGCCAGUUCCUGGGGCUGGAGGAUCUGCUGUUCUACACCAUCACGGAGGGGGAGGAGCAGAUCCCCGUGGCACGCUUCAUCGCCGCGCUGAAGAGCAGGGGUCUGUGGACCUCUGACCCCCGCCUGCGGGAUUGCAUGGAUCUCCUGCGGCAGUCCGUCCAGGACACAGUGGGGGGGUCCAUGAUGGACAGGGAGCUCUUCCGCAAGUGUGUGGGCAGUAACAUCGUUCUGCUGACCCAGGCCUUCAGGAAUAAGUUUGUCAUUCCUGACUUCGAAUCCUUCACCGCCCACAUCAACCAGCUCUACCGCAACGCCCAGGCACAGACCAUAGGGAAGGUUGCCGACUACAUUCCACAGCUGGCCAAGUUCAGCCCUGACCUGUGGGGGGUCUCUCUGUGCACAGUGGACGGACAGAGGCACUCUGUGGGCGACACCAAGGUGCCUUUCUGCCUGCAGUCCUGCGUGAAGCCCCUGGAGUACGCCAUUGCGCUGCACGAGGCGGGCACGGAGCGCGUGCACAGAUACGUGGGCAAGGAGCCUAGCGGGCUAAAGUUCAACAAGCUGUUCCUCAAUGAGGAAGAUAAGCCCCACAACCCAAUGGUGAACGCAGGCGCAAUUGUCAUCAGCUCUCUUAUCAAGCCUGGCUCGAACAAGGCUGAGAAGUUUGACUGCGUGAUGGAGUUCCUCAUGAAGAUGGCGGGCAGAGAGUUCGUGGGCUUCAGCAACGCCACGUUCCAGUCGGAAAAGGAGACAGGCGACAGGAAUUUUGCGAUAGGAUAUUACCUCAAGGAAAAAAAAUGCUUCCCGAGUGGAGUGGAUAUGAUUGCUGCGCUGGACUUCUACUUCCAGCUCUGCUCCAUCGAGGUGACGUGUGAGUCUGGCAGCGUGAUGGCAGCCACACUGGCCAACGGGGGCAUCUGUCCAAUCACAGGCGAGCGGGUCCUCAGCGCAGAGGCGGUGCGCAACACUCUGAGCCUCAUGCAUUCCUGUGGCAUGUACGACUUCUCAGGGCAGUUUGCCUUUCACGUGGGCCUUCCUGCGAAGUCGGGGGUCUCCGGGGCUGUUCUGCUGGUGGUGCCCAACGUUAUGGGCCUGAUGUGCUGGUCACCACCACUGGACAAGGUGGGCAACAGUGUCCGGGGAAUCCACUUCUGCCAGGAGCUGGUGUCCUUAUUCAACUUCCACAACUACGACAACCUGAGACACUUCGCCAAGAAGCUGGACCCCCGGAGGGAGCCGGGAGACGUGCGGAACAAAUCAGUGGUCAACCUACUCUUUGCUGCCUACAGUGGAGAUGUCUCUGCUCUAAGAAGAGCGAUUCAGGUCUGGAGAGAAGCACUCUCCCUUCUCCCCGGCAGGUUUGCCCUCUCCGCCACGAACAUGGAGCAGAAGGACUACGACUCCCGCACAGCCCUGCACGUGGCUGCCGCUGAGGGUCACGUGGAGGUGGUGCUGUUCCUCACCGACACCUGCAAGGUCAACCCCUUCGUCAAGGACAGAUGGGGCAACAUCCCGCUGGACGACGCAGUGCAGUUUGGGCAUGAGGCCGUGGUGAAGGUCCUGAAAGAGUACCAGCAGCACUACUCCCCACGAGAGCCCAACUCCGAAGCUGAGGACCGGGGCAAGCUGGAGACGCUGGAGGGCAUGGUGUGAGCGGGCCCGGGCCCGGGAAGGGCUGUGCCAGUCCACCCCCCCACCCCACCCCAACCUCUCUUCCUUUCCUAGCUCCCAGUUCCGAUUGUGCACAGCAGGUCCAAUCGCACAGGCCCAAGUCAGGUGGCCGCAGCUGGAGUGGGGUACGCUGGCAGCACCAGGCCCAGACCCGAGAGGCAGAGCCAGCCGGGCCAGGAAUGACCCAACCCCUCCCCGCUCCUUCCAGAAGCACAUAGAGAACUACAAUCGCUAAGAAAAUAUAAACCGCUGGCACACUUGUACAGUUACGAAGCCUGAUUUUUCUAUUUAUUUUUCUAACCAGAACGCUAUACUAUAGGUGUGAUAUAUUCCUCGUGUAUAUUUAUAUUCAUAUAUAAAAGAUGUUGAGAUAUGAAAGUGCCUUGUAAAUUCAGCUUAAUAUUCUAUUCCAAUUAACACAAGCCCAUUCUAGUGCACCCAGCUGUUUGAGUGUAAAUAUACUGUUCCAUUGAUCUGCACUUAGAUUGGGGCUAGAUGCGCAAUACCCUAGCUAAAGGGUUGAGGCAACACAGAAAAGUGUUCAUGUAAAAUGUAAGCAGCUCAGGGCAGCCGUGAGGCUAGCAGACAGGAGAUUCUUUCUUCACCAACUGUCCCUUUUUCAGAAGGGAUAGGAGUGUGACUGGUUGUUGCUGUAUUUCUCUCAGAAGUCUGCAAUAUCUCCUUCAACUAAAGAGCAGACAGAGAUGUGUCUAAUUUACUUCUACAACUCUUCAACCCAAGACAAUAGGACAAUAGGAAGACAAGGUGUAGGUUCAGGUGUAGGGUGCACAGGUGUAGGAAUCUAUCAUGUUCAAAAUGUGCAAUUUUCACCAAAAUGAAGCUGAAUACUGCUACAAAUAAACUGCAGAAAAUGCAAAAUAACA
Molecule: messenger RNA, 3630 nt
Organism: Lepisosteus oculatus (spotted gar)
Lineage: Eukaryota; Metazoa; Chordata; Actinopteri; Semionotiformes; Lepisosteidae
Product: glutaminase kidney isoform, mitochondrial
Biological process (GO): L-glutamine catabolic process
Molecular function (GO): glutaminase activity; protein binding
Source: RefSeq, a predicted model, not a curated record